ACUGUCCUGUUGCUGCCUCUCAAUCAGGAGCUCCUCCAUUUCCAGCUGCCUGAAUCAGAAAACCUGUCUAGUCGAGAUAUGACUUCCUGAACAGAAUUAUUGACCCUUACAGAAAGUCCCUUCUGCUGUGAUUGCUCUCCUCCUGUUUACUGUAGCUGCUCCUCCCUGGUGAGACAUGAUGAGACAGAAGCUGGCGGCCGUGACAGGAACACUGUGUCCUGCCCCGGUGGCUCAGUCCGACGAGGACCUGAAGUCCCCGCCUGGCGCUAACGAGGUGAAGAUGCAGAUGAAGCGGGAGAUCUCCCUCCUCAACGGGGUGUGCCUCAUCGUGGGCAACAUGAUUGGCUCCGGGAUCUUUGUCUCUCCCAAGGGCGUCCUGAUGUACAGCGGCUCCUACGGGCUGUCGCUGGUCAUCUGGGCUCUGGGCGGGAUGUUCUCGGUGUUUGGGGCGCUGUGCUACGCCGAGCUGGGCACCACCAUCACCAAGUCGGGCGCCAGCUACGCCUACAUCCUGGAGUCGUUUGGUGGCUUCCUGGCCUUCAUCCGGCUGUGGACCUCCAUCCUGCUGGUCGAGCCGGCCAGCCAGGCCGUCAUCUCGCUCACCUUCGCCAACUACCUGGUGGAGGCGCUGUACCCCACCUGCCAGCCACCGUACGACGCCAUUCGCCUCAUUGCUGCCGCCUGCAUCUGCAUGUUAAUAUUUAUUAACUGUGCCUAUGUGAAGUGGGGGACUAUGGUCCAGGAUCUCUUCACAUAUACCAAGAUCAUGUCCCUCAUCCUAAUCAUCAUCAUGGGAGUCAUAAAGAUUGCUAAUGGAGAGACUCAGAACUUAGAACACCCAUUUGAAGGUUCCUCUGUCGAACCUGGUCCCAUAGCUCUUGCCCUGUACUCUGCACUGUUCUCCUACUCUGGAUGGGACACCCUCAACUUUGUCACAGAAGAGAUUCAGAACCCCGAGAGGAACCUGCCUUUGGCUAUUGCUAUUUCUAUGCCCAUUGUGACCAUCAUCUACCUGCUGACCAACGUGGCCUACUACGUGGUCCUGGACAUGUCCUCUCUGCUGGCCAGCGACGCUGUUGCUGUGACGUUUGGAAACGCCGUCCUGGGCUCUUUCAGCUGGAUCAUUCCUAUCUCUGUGGCCAUGUCCUGCUAUGGGGGUCUCAACGCCUCCAUCAUUGCUGCCUCCAGGUUGUUCUUUGUAGGAGCGAGAGAAGGACACCUCCCAGACAGCCUGAGUCUGAUCCACAUGGAGCGCUACACGCCUGUUCCUGCCCUUAUAUUCAACGGCGGGAUGGGCCUGAUAUUCCUGUGUGUGGAGGAUGUGUUCCAGCUCAUCAACUACUUCAGCUUCAGCUACUGGCUCUUCGUGGGGCUGUCCGUGGCCGGCCUCAUCUACCUCCGCGUCACACAGCCCGACAGACACAGGCCUGUCAAGCUCUCCUUGUUCUUCCCCUUCAUCUACUGCCUGUGCAGUCUCUUCCUCGUCAUCGUCCCGCUGUACGGAGACACCAUCAACUCUCUGAUCGGCAUCGGCAUCGCCCUGUCAGGAAUACCUGUCUACUUUGUAGCCAUCUACCUGCCGGAGGAAAAGAGGCCAAAGUUCAUAGGCCAGAUCAAUGCCACGGUCACCAAAUACACUCAGAUCAUGUGCUAUGGCUGUCUGACUGAACUGGAUGUGGAGCCAGAGAUACUUGCUAACGGUAAAAGCCAAUGAGAGCACCUGCUUUGUUCCCUACUCCCUGCCCCCUGCACCCGCGGGGGAGAUACCCGCCCUUCCAUAAGUAUUCUGGUUUCUCAAAUGUCUUCAGAGUCUGAGAACAAAAGAAGAAGAGAUGUUUCAGAGAACAAUUUUUGCUAUUGUGAUCAAACUGACAUUUUAUAUACUUUGGGACAAAGCAACGAUUUUGUAUCACUGUCUAUUUUUUGUGCUUUUGGAAUACACUUGAAUAUUGAUUGAAAUGUUUUCCUGUAGAACAAUGAACUAUGAUACAGGAAAUGUUCGCGAUUUCUAAAUUUACCCUUAGAAUUCACCUCAUUCUGUCAGAUCAUGUGUUUUCACAAUAAGCUGAUUCAUGAUGAGUUGUUUUCAUAAAGCUAUGACUAACAGAGUGUUGGACCAAAGUGUAUUCUAGAAAUUACCUUUAGCACUAGCACUCCUAUUCUGUGAUAUUACAUUACAUUUGCCAACUGUCACAAACAUAAUUAAUGCUUUUCUUGUUAUUAAUAUGUAUUUGCACCAAUUUUGGUCAUUUGGAGUUACCUGAGGCCAAAGUUAUGAAAGAUAUGUUUGCAGAAGUCAUAGCCAAGAAGACUGAAUGUGUUUUUGCUUGGUUAUUUUGCCAUAUGUCGAAGUCUCAGAAUAGAUUUUGGUGGGCUAUUUGUGAGCUACACCCUUUAAAUGUCUUGGAGACUAUUAUAACCUGUGCCCCUGUGUUCCAAGAUUGAACUUGAAUUGAAGUAUUUAGCAAUGUUUCUUUCCAGUCUUUCCUAUCCCCUCACAGUUCCACACCUGUUCCUCCCCCUAAUCCAUGCACUAGCCAUCUUUACAGUAUUUCUCCUUCCACUAUGCUUUUUUAUGUCUAUGUAAAGGUUCAAAACAUAUUUGAAACAACAUGUCAAUGUACUUCUUCUCUGGUACAGUCAAAGUAAACCACUUACAUUUUUAUA
Molecule: messenger RNA, 2667 nt
Organism: Hypomesus transpacificus
Lineage: Eukaryota; Metazoa; Chordata; Actinopteri; Osmeriformes; Osmeridae
Product: Y+L amino acid transporter 2
Exons: 10
Coding region: 176-1714 (512 amino acids)
Biological process (GO): amino acid transmembrane transport
Cellular component (GO): membrane
Molecular function (GO): L-amino acid transmembrane transporter activity
Source: RefSeq, a predicted model, not a curated record